AUGGAAAGUGUUAGUGGUGGGACUGGUGUUACUGGUGUAUCUGGAACCCAACCUGAGUUGGAAGCACCUGCUGUAGAGACUGUUACUCCUCAGUCUCAGCAGCCUUUGCCUCCACCUGUUCCAAAGAAAAGGAAAGAGGUUGAAUCCAGGGCUCCAUGUUGGGAUCACUUUGAAAAGAUCAAAGACAGUGAGGGCAUUGUCAUCAAAGGAAAGUGUAUAUAUUGUGCAAAAGUGUAUUGCUGUGAGAGCAAGAAACAUGGGACUUCAUCUCUAAGACUUCAUGUGGUAAACUGCCUUAAAAAUCCUCACUCUAAGGAGACAAGGCAGUCCCUACUCACAUUCCAACCUGCACCUUCUUCUGCUGGAACUCAAAGUAGUGAAGGAACUGAAGGGGUGUUGGGUACUUGGGUGUUUGAUAAGGACUUGAUAAGGAGAGCCUUAGCUGAGAUGAUUAUUUUAGAUGAACUUCCUUUUAGAAUUGUUGAGGGACAGUGUUUUAGAAAGUUUGUUUUAGUUUGCUGUCCUAGGUUUAAAAUCCCUUCAAGAUGGACUAUCAUUAGGGACAUUUUCAAGAUAUUUUCUGAUGAGAGGGUCAACUUGAAGAAGUUUUUUAGGACUAGCAGUAAGAGGAAGCUGCAAAAGAAGAUUAUUUCAUUUGUUCCUAUAUAUUCCCACAAGGGGGAAAGUAUUGCAAAGGCUUUAGAGAGUUGCCUUUUGGACUGGGGUCUAAAAUCAGUGUUUAGUGUGACAGUUGAUAAUGCUUCCAGCAAUGAUACUGCCCUAGGUUUCUUGAAGAAGAAGUUGGGUUCUUGGGGUUGUACUUCUGUUAGGUGUAAGUAUUUGCACAUGAGGUGCAUUGCUCACAUUCUUAACUUGGUGGUACAGGAUGGGUUGAAAGAAUGUGACAGUUCAGUUAAGAAAGUCAGGGAUGCUGUUAGGUAUGUGAGGAGCUCACCUGCUAGGUUGCAGAAGUUUAAAUCACUAGCUGAUCUAAUUGGGGUGGAAGCAAAAAAUUCUCUGUGUCUAGAUGUCCCUACAAGGUGGAAUUCCACAUAUAUGAUGCUUAAUACUGCAUUACUGUUUCAGAAGGUAUUUGAAGCCUAUGAUGAUCAUGACAGUUCAUUUAAAUCUGAUUUGGGUGGAAGUGUACCUGAUUUCUUAGAUUGGGAAUCCAUUCAAUCUUUGGUUAUGAUUCUGAAAUCUUUUUAUGAAAUGACUGUUAGGAUUUCUGGAUCAUUGUAUGUGACUUCUAAUACCUUCUUCUCUGAGAUUUCUGAUUUGUCUUGCUUGUUGAAAAAUAUGGAGGAAGCUACAGAAGAUAGUGUUAAACUGAUGGGUAAAAAUAUGAGGGCAAAAUUUGAUAAGUAUUGGGGUGAGCCUGAAAAAAUGAAUUUUUUGAUAUUCUUUGCAAAUAUCUUAGACCCCAGGGACAAAAUUGAGUAUAUGCCCAUUCAGUUUAACUAG
Messenger RNA from Ipomoea nil (Japanese morning glory), 1464 nucleotides. Its product is annotated as zinc finger BED domain-containing protein RICESLEEPER 2-like. Gene Ontology annotation, molecular function: DNA binding. The coding region runs from base 1 to 1464 and encodes 487 amino acids. NCBI's taxonomy places the organism in Eukaryota, Viridiplantae, Streptophyta, Magnoliopsida, Solanales, Convolvulaceae. The record is from RefSeq and is a predicted model, not a curated record. The transcript has 2 exons.